AUGGCUGUCGAAGGGGUUAUGGUAUCCUACAAUUACUGUGAAGACGAGGAGCAUGCUAAUAUUUUGACUGUAGCAGCAUCGGGCAUCAAGUUCUCCAAUAGAUGGGUCCUUACCCAUGGUUCUAUACUCUCACCAUUGAAGGAAGCUCAAAUUGUAAUGAACGUCAAAGGGAAACCGAUAUUGAACGAAGAGUUCUACGAUAAACUACCAGAGAUAUAUGUAACGUGCGAGAAAAAGCCAUCGAAAACUCCUAAUAUUUACGAGAGCGUUGAGGUGUUGAGUCGAGAGAGGAAUUUGGACAACGAUGUGGAUUUUGAGCAUAGCUGCUAUCAAAUCAGAGUUCUGACUGGCAGGAUCUGCCACGUAUGGCAGUGCCCGAUCCUGGACCGGUGCGUGGAUGACAUCCUGUACAGCUGGACUAUUGGUCACCGUGACGGCGACAUCGAGAAGCAGACUCAGCUGGGGAAAGCACUGCUCUCCGUCUUCGUAUUGGUAGACUUGGAAAGCGAUAAUAGAGUGCUGAAGACAUUGAGGCCAUUGUCGGAAUUGCUGGACUUGGUGCGACCGCCUCCUGAUCGUGGGUCCAUUAUUGAAGUGCAAUCCACACCUUUCGGAUGUGAGGUAUUUCUUAAUGCGGUGACAAGAGGGUCGGUCUGCGGGGUAGUCGGCAAGCGACCAUCGCUCCUACUUACUGAUGCAGCGACUGCUCUGGGCUCGGAAGGUGGCCCAGUCUUCAAUGAAGGUCCCACGCGGGAGCUGGUGGGCGCGGUGGUUUGCAGCGUGUCUUGGUGGCGCGGCGAGUGGGUGGGGCUGACGCUCGCCGCGCCGCUGCGCGCCGUGCUCGCCGCCAAGCUGCACGUCGCGCCGCCGCGCCCGUUCGCCCGCACCGCCGCGCACUCGCGCUACAUGCACACGCUAGAUUGCAUCGACAAUACAACGGUGCUAGUUCGUUGCGGUGCCGCGUGGGGCGCUGGUGUUUACCUCGGAGGCGGAUACGUCGUCACCUGCGCACACGUCGUCAAAAAUCACGAAAUAUAUAAGGUGUCUGUUUACUGCCAAGGCGUGAGCGAGACGGCUAUAGUCCGAUACAAAACAAAGGACGACAAGGCGUACGACCUCGCUUUGUUGUACAGUAAUCCUGAAUAUUGGACGCAUUUGUCGCCUGCAGUAUUCGCUCAGGAGCCAGCUGAAAAAGGCGAGUCCGUGGCGGCGGCGGGCUACCCGUACUUCAGCGAGGAGCGGCUGGCGGCACUGCGGCCCGCCGUCACCAGCGGACACGUCACCAACGCCUCGCCCUCCAUGCUGCAGACCUCCUGCUGCGUGCAGUCCGGCUUCAGUGGUGGACCAAUCUUCCGUCUCAGUCGCGGACGCGUGGAAGUGAUAGGUAUUAUAGUGUGCAACGCCAAGACCCAGACGGGCGCGUGUUACCCGUACAUCAACAUGGCGGUCCCAGCGAGGGCGUUUAUAAGGCUGAUGCAAUACUUCAUACUGGAUAAAGACGACACAAAGCUGCGGGAGAUAGAGAGCAACAAGGAUAUAAUUCAAUCCCAAUGGAGACUUCUGCCUUAUCGCUCCAAAAUAUGA
This is a messenger RNA of Parnassius apollo (apollo), 1584 nucleotides long. The record is from the annotation of a GenBank genome assembly. NCBI's taxonomy places the organism in Eukaryota, Metazoa, Arthropoda, Insecta, Lepidoptera, Papilionidae.